Messenger RNA from Bipolaris sorokiniana ND90Pr, 1314 nucleotides. RefSeq lists its product as uncharacterized. The transcript is spliced from 4 exons. NCBI's taxonomy places the organism in Eukaryota, Fungi, Ascomycota, Dothideomycetes, Pleosporales, Pleosporaceae. The record is from RefSeq and is a predicted model, not a curated record. Bases 245 to 1150 code for a protein of 301 amino acids.
CUCCCCUUGAUGCUGUUUGUGAUUGCCGUCUACGCUGUGUCGAUCGCUACCACCCGAAGCACGCGACCUCCUUCCUGAAUUGCAUCUCAGUCUUCAUACCUGACAUACCCACAUACUCCAGACUGACUCCCUGGCCUGGUCGCCGAUAUAAUCCAGCGAGAUACAAGGACUUUUCGUGAGAGACUUUGAUGGUCCACGAUUGUCGCAAUCACGUACCCAAUUAGCAGACAUCUGAUACGCCGCAAUGCGCUUAUGCACAUGUGCAGCCACUGUUGCUACCGCAUCCCUCUUCCUAUCUUCUCUCGCUGUACCGACCCCAGAGAACACCUCUUUGGUUCGAAACUCACCAGUCGGUCGAAUUGAAUCGCGCGGGGACAAGAAGCCCAGCACAAAGUACUUUUAUGAGCCUGGAGGCAGCCUAACACUCGGCCACUAUGACAAGCGCUACUUCAAAGGCAUUGUAUCCGACGACGAGCGGACUGAUACUCAGAAACACAUGAUCCGUGCCUACUUGAACUUUUUCCGCGAAAACGACCUGGAUACUUGGAUCGCGCAUGGAACAUUGUUAGGAUGGUGGUGGAAUGGAAAGCGUCUCCCCUGGGACUUUGAUCUUGACACCCAAGUCGCCGACGGCACACUACAGCAUAUCGGCAGGGUCCACAACCAAACAAAGUACCCAUACGUAUCCUACGACGGCAUAGUGCAACGAGAAUACCUUUUAGACGUCAACCCAUGGAUAUGGGAGCGCGAACGCGGCGACGGCGCAAACAUCAUCGAUGCACGAUGGAUCGAUACCCGCAACGGCCUAUUCAUUGAUAUUACGGGGCUCAGCGAAACACAUCCGAAAGAGCGUCCUGGCGAAUGGGUCUGCAAGAACUACCACCGAUACCAAACUUCAGAUCUGUAUCCCAUGCGUGAAACCAUGUUCGAAGGUGUCGUGGCCAAGGUGCCAUACAAUUACGACAAGAUACUCGUAGACGAGUAUCAAGAAAAAGCUUUGGUAGUGACCGAGUUCAAUGGGCACCGAUGGGAUCCGGCGAUAAGAGAAUGGGUCAGGUCGCAAGAGGUGGCGGAUAAGGAAGAAGCGGAGCGCAAGAAGCAGGCAGAAGAGGCGGCGAAGAAGGCGAAUAAGGAGGCAAAGUCAGGUUAAUUUAAUAAGGGCUAAUAAGGGGCGCACAACACAUUUUUGGGAAACUAGAUGGCAUGCAUAUUAAUAAUGGGUUCUGCAUAUGUAGGUGUUUGCUAGAGUGUAGUUUUAUAUCCCGUUAGAAGAAUGAGGGAGCAUGUAUAUGAAUAUGAUCGCAUGAAUUCGCU